CCCACAUCUGGGUCAACAUGCCUGUGAUGAAGGGCCUCCUGGCCCCUCAGAACACCUUUCUGGACACCAUCGCCACACGCUUCGACGGCACUCACAGUAACUUCCUGUUGGGCAAUGCCCAGGGGCACCGCGGCUACCCCAUCGUUUACUGCUCUGACGGGUUCUGUGAGCUGACCGGCUUCACCCGAACCGAGGUGAUGCAAAAGAACUGCACCUGCCACUUCCUGUACGGGGACGACACCAGCGAGCACGUGGCCCAGCAGAUAGAGAAGGCUCUGGAGGGCCGAGAGGAGUACCAGGCCGAAGUCCAUUUUUACAAAAAGAACGGUGUGGCCUUCUGGUGUUUCUUGGACAUUGUGCCCAUAAAAAAUGAAAAGGGGGAGAUGGUUCUAUUUCUUUUCUCAUUCAAGGACAUCACUGACACCUAUGGAAGGGGUCAUCUCAGCAGCAAGAGGGAAGAGGACAAGAGAUGCAGGAGGAAGAGCCGCUCUCGCUUCAGUGAGGCAAGGAAACAUGGACGCACUGUGCUGUACCAGCUGACCAACCAUUUCUCCAGAGGUGGCAAACAAGACGACAACAUGGGUGAAAGCAUGAAUGACAAGCCUACGGUACCAGAAUACAAGAUGGCAGAAGUGCAGACGUCACGCUUCAUUCUGCUCCACUACAGUAUAUCAAAGACCCUGUGGGACUGGCUCAUCCUGCUGGCAACCUUCUACGUUGCUGUCACUGUGCCCUACAACGUUAGCUUCUGGCCGUACGAUGACUCUGUCACAGCUGAACGCGCCACCAUCGUGAGUGACAUCCUAGUAGAAGUGCUGUUUAUUAUAGACAUUAUCCUGAACUUCUGUACCACCUAUGUGAGCAAGUCCGGUCAGGUGGUGUACGAGUCGCGCUCCAUUUGCAUUCACUACGUCACCACUUGGUUCUUCGUGGACUUGGUGGCUGCUUUGCCCUUUGACCUACUGUAUGUCUUCAAUAUCACUGUGACCUCCAUGGUCCACUUGCUUAAGACGGUACGCCUCCUGCGUUUUAUUCGACUUCUUCACAAGCUUGACCGUUACUCUCAGCACAGUGCCAUAGUGCUGACCUUACUGAUGUGCACGUUUGCCCUGGUGGCACACUGGAUGGCCUGCAUCUGGUACCUUAUCGGACACCAAGAGUUAGAGACCAGUAUCAAAUGGAAAGUAGGGUGGCUUCAUGAGCUCGGCAGACGUCAGGACACUCCAUACAUUAACAGCACAGUGGGCGGCCCGACACUACGCAGCUCUUACAUUGCUGCCCUGUACUUCACCCUCAGCAGCCUGACCAGUGUGGGCUUUGGAAAUGUCAGUGCCAACACUGAUGGAGAGAAGAUCUUUUCCAUCUGCAUCAUGCUGGUUGGUGCAAUGAUGCACGCUGUCGUCUUUGGGAAUGUGACAGCCAUCAUUCAGCGUAUGUACUCCCGUCGUUCUCUCUACCACACUCGUAUGUCAGACCUGAAGGACUUUAUCCGUGUUCACCGUCUGCCCCAGCAGCUUAAACAACGCAUGCUGGAGUACUUUCAAACCACGUGGUCUGUCAACAAUGGUAUAGAUGCCAAUGAGCUCCUCCACGACUUUCCUGAUGAGCUACGGGCCGACAUCGGUAUGCACCUGAAUAAGGACAUCCUUCAGCUGCCAGUCUUUAAUGGGGCCAGUCGUGGCUGCCUGCGCUCACUCUCUCUUCAUAUUAAAACCUCUUUCUGCGUACCUGGGGAGUACCUGAUCCGUCAGGGUGAUGCACUGCAUGCCAAUUACUUUGUCUGCUCCGGUUCCCUAGAAGUGCUGAAAGACUGUAUGGUGCUGGCUAUUUUAGGGAAAGGGGACUUAAUCGGGACUGAUCUGCCUGGAACUGACCAGGUGAUCAAGACCAACGCUGAUGUGAAAGCGCUCACCUACUGUGAUCUGCAGUACAUCAGUCUGCGCGGCCUGAGAGAGGUGCUGGAACUCUAUCCUGAGUAUGCCCUCGUGUUUGCCACCGACAUCCACAACAACCUCACCUAUAACCUACGGAAAGGCAGCCAGGAUGAGGGUCUCAGCAGAAUUUCCAGGUCACCCAGACUUCCCCACGAACCCAACCUCCCCUCAAUAGUGGAGACAAGGAAUGAUGACUCUGAUGAGUCCUUUUACCCAUCUCCAGCCACCCACUCCCGUCGUAAUCUCCUUCUCCCCAGCUUCACCAGUCCCGUUCGACGUACCUCCCUGGGGAAUCUGCUGGGGGAUGAACUGCGGCAGUUCAGUGCACUGCGACGCAGCCUUUCUCCAAACCUCAGCCGCAGCUUCCUUGGACAGAGCUCCUCUUCUCAGCCAGCGUUGAAAAAAGAGCGCAGUUCUCCAGCAUUAGCUCGGUCCCAGGCGUCAACAUCAACCCAAAAUGAAUUGGUAACUGUGCAAAAGCCUUCAAAGCUGCCCAUCCCAACUAUCACCUGUUUUGCACCACCAGAUCUUAGUCCCAGGGUUGUUGAUGGCACUGAAGAUACCGGGCACAAAUUCAGCUUCAGCGUGGAGCGCUGUAUAUCUAACACCAGCACAGGUGGCAACACCCAAGAGACCACACAAGCUAAUGCCACUCUGCUGCUGGAGACACAGGAGGUCAAGCAAGGCUUGAGCCAACUAAACCUUAAGGUGGGUACCUUACAUCAAGAAGUAUCAGAGCUGACCAAGGAUCUGCACCGCAUGAUAAAUCUCCUCCAAGCUCAUAUUUCUGUAAAUCAUCACAAGACCUCAUUCCCCUCCUGCAUUCCAACAGUCUCCAACACUGGCAUGCCAGCAGAUUUAACCUUCCACCUCCAUACCAAGCCUGGGAGCCUCCAAGCCCACAACCAAAGUUCCCCAGCUGCUGCCCAGUGGAGCUGCAGUGAAAUCGCUAAAUCCCAAACUGGGAGCCACCGGUCCUGUAGUCUUCCCACUAACUCUUGUCUGUCUGUAAGCUCUGCACCUAAGUUAGGUCUGUGUCAUAGCUCUGAGAGCAUGACUUCCCUGUGGACCAGCUCGUCUCCUCUCAGUCCAUGCUACUCUGGUGAACAACCUGGCCUAACACCUCAUGUGGGGCAUGAAGACUCCAGACGUCUCAGUGGUAGUCCCUCCACUAUUAGCCAGUCUCAUCCCACUUUGUGCCUGCAGCCUCCCAGUGAUGGAGGUGAAUUAUCUUGCCUUUUGUCCGGUGCUGCAACAAGUUCAUCUACGCACAGCCUGCUGGACCCACCAAGCAGCUCCUAUCCCCAUGUCAACAUUUCACAAGCCUCAAAAGAGGCCUUUCAUCCCCUGAGUCAGGAUACAUCUCUCCUCCACAUGAAGGACUCGCACACCUUCACCCAUCCCAUUUUUUCUUCUUCAUCUACUUUACUCUGCAAGCCAGCUGUCUCUCCUUUGGACCCAGGAUCAAUACAACUGGAAGAUUUACAACCCAGUCUCCCACUGGACAGCUCUUCUGCCUCAGAGUGCACCAGUUUCGAUUGUCUACUGGGAAACAGAGAACCUGUGGAAAGUAGGGACAUUGAAAGUACAUCAUCGCGAAGGUCCAGCAUUGGUGUUCAGACUCAGAGCACUGACCAGUCAUGGUGCCUGGACUUCGACUGA
Molecule: messenger RNA, 3596 nt
Organism: Nematolebias whitei (Rio pearlfish)
Lineage: Eukaryota; Metazoa; Chordata; Actinopteri; Cyprinodontiformes; Rivulidae
Gene: kcnh4b
Product: potassium voltage-gated channel, subfamily H (eag-related), member 4b
Exons: 16
Coding region: 18-3596 (1192 amino acids)
Biological process (GO): potassium ion transmembrane transport; regulation of membrane potential
Cellular component (GO): membrane
Molecular function (GO): voltage-gated potassium channel activity
Source: RefSeq, a predicted model, not a curated record